Molecule: messenger RNA, 2181 nt
Organism: Engraulis encrasicolus (European anchovy)
Lineage: Eukaryota; Metazoa; Chordata; Actinopteri; Clupeiformes; Engraulidae
Product: zinc finger protein 484-like
Exons: 2
Coding region: 60-1280 (406 amino acids)
Biological process (GO): negative regulation of transcription by RNA polymerase II
Molecular function (GO): DNA-binding transcription repressor activity, RNA polymerase II-specific
Source: RefSeq, a predicted model, not a curated record
UUCUCAAAAGAACAAUCAGAAUCUGCAAACAGUUCAAUCCUUUGACUACCAGAAACUGGAUGGAUGAGGAUCUUCAUAGACGCUCAUCACAACUCGCAAUGAACAUGACUGACAUAAAGGAAGAAGACAUCUAUGACUUUCUACCAGAGCAUUUGUCUGUAGACACGAAAGAUAGUCAUACUUGGACACCAAUUAGCAAAGAAGAACCACAUUUGUCACAUGAUUUCGAAGGAGAGAAGUCUCAUGGCAUGCAAUUUAGUGGUCAUGAGAUCACUUUUACAAUUCAGCUAUCAACCCCAUCACAACAGGGAAUAUCUUUGAAGGUGAUUAAAGAAGAAGACAUUUAUGAUUUCCUCCCAGAGCAUUUGUACAGAACAAAGGAGGAAGACAAUGAAACUGACACAUCGAAUGUGAAAGAAGAAGUUCUGGACAUGAAAAGGGAAACAGCGUCUUCUCCAAUGGAACAUAAUGCAGCCAUGGCCCCAAUAGGUGAACACCAGGCACCUCAUAAUAAUACAGACCAAUACCAGUGUCCCACAUGUGGGAAAGGAUUUGCACUAAAGGCUAAUCUCAACAAGCAUAAGAGAACCCACACUGGAGAAAGGCCUUACCAGUGUGCAACAUGUGGAAAAGGCCUUGCAUCGAAAAAGAGCCUCAUCAUCCACCAGAGAAUCCAUACAGGGGAAAGGCCUUACCAUUGUGCUACAUGUGGAAAAGGCUUUAAACAUAAAUGUGAUGUCAUUAAACAUCAGAGAAGCCAUACUGGAGAAUGGCCUUACCAGUGUGCAACAUGUGGAAAAGGUCUUGCAUCGAAAAAUAGCCUCAUCAUCCACCAGAGAAUCCAUACAGGAGAAAGGCCUUACCAGUGUGCUACAUGUGGAAAAGGCUUUAAACAUAAAUGUGAUGUCAUUAAACAUCAGAGAAGCCAUACUGGAGAAUGGCCUUACCAGUGUGCAACAUGUGGAAAAGGCCUUGCAUCGAAAAAUAGCCUCAUCAUCCACCAGAGAAUCCAUACAGGAGAAAGACCUUACCAGUGUGCUACAUGUGGAAAAGGCUUUAAACAUAAAUGUGAUGUCAUUGCCCAUCAGAGAACCCAUACUGUAGAAAGGCCUUACCAGUGUACUACAUGUGGAAAAGGCUUUAAACAGAAUUGUGAUCUCAUCACGCAUGAGAGAAUUCAUACUGGGGAAAGGCCUUACCAGUGUGCUACAUGUGGAAAAGGCUUUACACGGGCAGGAGAUCUCAACAGGCAUCAGAAAAUUCACACUGACUACAAGUAAAACUGGUGCACAAGACCUGCUUUACUUGGAAGAACAGUAACAGAACAACUGAAUGUUGAGACUAAGGAACAAGACCUGUAUUAAAGGUGCACUAUGUACCAUCUGCAUGUUGGGAUUGGGGAACAGUAUGCAUGUCGUAGAGAAGUGAUCUUUUUCGUAAAUACAGUUGUAUUUGGAUUUCAGACAUUCAACAUGAAUAUUUUUUAUUGGGAUUGGGUCACGAUUUACAAGGCAUGUUAUGUUAUGUGAUAAUGUUUUUGACCACAUUCUUAUAUUACAAAUAUAUUCUCACCUGGUCACCUGGCUAGAAUUACAAUAUAGACCAGAUAUAGCCCCAUACACAUUAGGCUGCUUUUGUCACUUCAGUAGUGGUAAUUUAGUGAACAUUACUACUACUACUUAUGCUACUACUACUAAUAGGCCUACUUUCAUUUUAUAUAGCUUUCAAAACACUCAAGGACACGUAACAUGGACACUUAACAUGGUGUGUGUGUGUGUGUGUGCGUGUGUGUGUGUGUGUGCGUGCGUGCACGUGCGUGUACGUGCGUGUGUGUGUGGGUGAUCAUGUGGUCAUGUGGAGAAUACUGAUGGGUGUAUGAACAAGGGAGUAAAAUAGAAAGGCCUAAAACACUGCACUACCAUGAUAAGUUAGAUAACUGAACACACACACACACACACACACACACACACACACACACACACACACACACACACACACACACACACACACACACACACACACACACACACACACACACACACAGAGAGAGGCUGUAAACAGUGGUUGCUAGUUUUCUAGUGUUGCUUUGUUUUGUUGAUGUGAUUUUAUUCGUAGCAUGUUACGCCUUGAUUACUUUCAAAAUACUUCAGAAAUGUAUUGUGUUUUAACUACUUUUUAAAA